Megachile rotundata (alfalfa leafcutting bee) is the source of this 3329-nucleotide messenger RNA. Its product is annotated as ribosome biogenesis protein BOP1 homolog. The record is from RefSeq and is a predicted model, not a curated record. Lineage: Eukaryota; Metazoa; Arthropoda; Insecta; Hymenoptera; Megachilidae. Gene Ontology annotation, cellular component: preribosome, large subunit precursor; PeBoW complex. Gene Ontology annotation, molecular function: ribonucleoprotein complex binding; protein binding. Gene Ontology annotation, biological process: ribosome biogenesis; maturation of LSU-rRNA from tricistronic rRNA transcript (SSU-rRNA, 5.8S rRNA, LSU-rRNA).
UUAUAAUAAUAUAAUAGUUUGAUAAUUAGAUAUUAAAAAGAACAACAAUCAGCACAAAUAGAAAAUAAUUUUACAUCGAAGCCGAGGAAGUCACCAUUUACAUGCUGUUAUGCACUAUAUGUAUUCGUUACUUGCUAACCGAGUUAUAAAUGAAGUUCAGUAUUAUUUUAACCCGUUAUAAAAUGAACCAGUUUACUUUUAAAAAUAAACAAUUGUUCAAGAAAAUUUUGUUAUUUAUCGACUUCUAUGAUGGAUUCCUUAUUCUGAAACAGGUGAUGAGGAUCACCUCCCCUUGGCCGCCAUUUUUCCUAGGAAACCAAAUUGCUCUUGAAUGUAUAUAUGUUGGUAAAAAUACUUUGGAUGCUCAUGGCAUGUGAGAGAUACAUAACCUCAUUUUAUUUGUGUAUAUACAUGUGAAAUUUAAACAAAAUGAAAGUUGAAAAAAAGAUAACAAAGAGAAAAUUAAACAAUAUAAGAACUGAAGAUCAUGUUAAAAAAGAAGAGAAAGAAGAGAAUCCAAUAGAAUCUGAACAUGAAGAAGAAUCGGAUUCAGGUACUGAAGAUUUAUUGUCAGCUGAAGUAAAUAAUAAUGAUGAAAGUACUGAUGAGGAAGCGGAUGAAAAUGAGAAUAUUCCUGAAUCUGAUACUGAGAAAGAUCCUAUUGUUUUCGAAUCUGAUGAUGAAGAUGAAUUAAGUUUUGAAUCAGACUCUGAUAUUCUAGGUUUAGAUGAAAGUUAUUCUGAAAAUGAUAAUGAAAAUGAUUUUAUUGAUCAAAGUAAUAUAAAUGAAAAUACAGAAAAGAAAAAUGAGAAUGUGUUUACUGCAAAAUCACAACAAUCUAAGCCUAAAACAAAGAUAAACAAGUCUACUACAUCUAAAAUGAAUAACAAAAAUUUAUCUGCUACAUUAAAUACUAAUAAGAAAAAUAAAACUUUUAAAGAUGAGUCAAAUAAAUCUAGGUUUUCUAAAGUUAUACAAAAUAAGAAAAAUUUAAGUUCCAAUAAAAAUGCAAGUACUACUUCAAAACAAAAUUUAUCAGAAAAAUUUAAUAAAAAAAGUAUUGUGCAUAGUGUAAGUAGUGAAAAUGUAAAUAAUAAUGUAUCAGUAAAUCGACAGAUAGAUGAAUACGAAUAUGACAGCUCUGAUGAAGAAGAUAUUCGUAAUACAGUUGGAAACAUACCAAUGAAGUGGUAUGAUAAUUAUGACCAUAUUGGUUAUGAUUGGGAUGGUAAAAAAAUUAUAAAACCUCAAAAAGGAGAUCAGUUAGAUAACUUUUUGAAACGAAUGGAGGAUCCAGAUUUUUGGAGAACAAUAAAGGAUCCUCAAACUGGACAAGAUGUGGUAUUAAGCGAAGCAGACAUAGAAUUAAUAACAAGGAUACAAAAACAGAAAAUUCCUGAUGUAACUUUUGAUGAAUAUGCUCCAUGGGUAGAGUGGUUUACUUCAGAAGUAAUGAAAACACCAUUACGUAAAUUUCCUGAGCAUAAACGUUCAUUCUUACCAUCUAAACCAGAAGCUAGGAAGGUAUCAAAAUUAGUUCAUGCACUUAAAAUGGGUUGGAUGAAAUCUACUGCCGAGUUGGAAAAGGAAAGACAACAGAAAAAGAGCGAACCACAAUUCUAUAUGUUAUGGCAGUCAGAUGAUCAAGCAGAGGAAAUGCGUAGAAUUCACAAACAUAUUCCAGCACCUAAGAGACAUUUGCCUGGACAUGCAGAAAGUUACAAUCCACCUCCAGAAUAUUUAUUUGAUAAAAAAGAACUGAAAGAAUGGAACAAAUUACAACCGACACCAUGGAAACGAAAAUUACAUUUCAUUCCACAGAAAUAUAGUUCACUUCGUGAAGUUCCUGCCUAUCCUAAAUAUGUUAAAGAAAGAUUUCAGAGGUGUUUAGAUUUGUAUUUGUGUCCUAGAGCCCUAAAAAUGAGAUUAACAAUAGAACCCGAAACUUUAGUACCUCAGUUACCUAGUCCAAAAGAUCUUCAACCAUUUCCUACAACAAUGUCUAUGGUAUUUAAGGGUCAUAUAGAUAUGGUGAGAAGUAUUACUGUAGAACCAAUAGGACAGUAUAUUGCUUCUGGUGGAGAUGAUAUGAAUUUGAAAAUAUGGGAAAUAGCAACAGGAAGAUGUGUAAAAACAGUGCCAUGCGGUGGAAUAAUAAGAUCAGUAGCGUGGUGUCCAAACCAGUCUCUAUCACUUGUAGCAGUGGCUGCAGAUAAAAAAGUUCUUUUGAUAAAUCCUGGAGUUGGAGAUUGCUUGAUUAGUAGUAAAACAAAUCAAUUAUUGCAGAUAAUUCCACAAAGUGAUGUUAUAGUAAGUGACAGAGUCAAAACUGCUGUUCAAUGGGAACAAGCAGAAGGUGAAGAUUGGUCAAAUAGCAUCAGGGUAAUUUUAAAUCACUUUAAAAUAGUAAAGCAAGUGACAUGGCAUGGUAAAGGUGAUUAUUUUGCUACUGUUAUGCCAGAUGGUCAAAACAGAUCAGUCCUCAUAAAUCAGUUAUCAAAAAGGAGGUCUCAAUUACCUUUUAAUAGAUCAAAAGGUUUAAUACAGUGUGUUUUGUUCCAUCCAAUUAGACCUUAUUUAUUUGUAGCGACUCAACGUAAUGUAAGAAUAUACGAUUUAGUGAAACAAGAAAUGAUUAAAAAAUUAUUAUCAAAUUCACAAUGGAUAUCAUCAAUGGCAAUACAUCCUGGAGGUGAUAAUGUUUUAGUAGGCACUUAUGAUCGCAAAAUGCUUUGGUUUGAUCUUGAUUUGAGUACAAAACCUUACCAAACAUUACGUUUACACGGUACAGGUGUACGAGGUGUUGCAUUUCACAAGCGAUAUCCUCUUUUUGCAUCUGGUGCUGACGAUAGAGGUCUUAUUGUUUCCCAUGGAAUGGUGUAUAAUGAUUUAUUGCAAAAUCCAUUGAUUGUACCUUUGAAGAGAUUAUGUAAUCAUGAAAGUUACAAUGAUUUUGGAAUUCUGGACGUAAUGUUUCAUCCUAUUCAACCAUGGGUAUUUUCUGCCGGUGCGGAUUCAACAAUCCGAAUGUACACUUAAAUUAUAAUAUACUACUUGUUUAAUAAUCGAACGUACUAUUUUGUGCGUUUGUUUAAUAAAAUAUAAUAGAAAACUUUGUAUAUGAACAAUAACAUAACAAUUUUUAUAAUACUAUAAAAAUUGAAAUAAAUUUUUUCAUUUAUUUUAUUUCUGUAUGAAAAUUUUAAACAUAACUUGUGCAUUGUAAUUGUUUACAAAAACUAAAUGUAUAGGAACUUUUAUAUAGCAACAAAUAAUUAUAUGAUAGUUUCAUUAUACUAAAAUUGUACAAUAAAUAUUCCACAAUUAAA